AUGGUCAAGGUCGAGCAGAAAGCAGUACUGAUCGUUAUCGACGGCUGGGGCAUUCCAAGUGAGACAUCACCGAAAGAUGGCGACGCAAUUGCUGCCGCCAAAACCCCCGUCAUGGACGAGUUCUCGAAGACAGGCUCGAAGAUUACACAAGGCUACACUGAGCUUGAGGCAUCAUCACUAGCUGUUGGAUUGCCGGAAGGCCUUAUGGGCAAUAGCGAAGUUGGACAUUUGAACAUUGGAGCAGGAAGAGUCGUCUGGCAGGAUGUUGUCCGAAUAGAUCAGACGAUCAAGAAGGGCGAAUUGACAAAAGUCAAGACGCUCACGGACUGCUUUGAGCGGGCAAAAGACGGCAAUGGAAGGUUACAUCUGCUGGGUUUGGUCUCGGACGGAGGAGUUCACUCACACAUUAAACAUCUUUUCGAACUGUUGAAGGUCGCAAAGGAGCUGAAAGUACCUAAGGUAUACAUUCACAUGUUUGGAGAUGGGCGAGAUACGGAUCCCAAGUCUGGCGCUGGCUAUCUGCAAGAGCUGAUCGAAAAGACGAAAGAACUGGAAGUGGGCCAGAUUGCGACGGUUGUUGGCCGCUACUACAUUAUGGACCGAGACAAGCGGUGGGAUCGAGUGGAAGUAGGUAUGGAGGGAGUCGUAACGGGCGAAGGACCAGACGUCACUCCUUCCACCGACCCCGUGGCAACGAUUAAGGAGAAAUACACCAAAGACGAAAACGACGAGUUCCUCAAACCCAUUAUCGUAGGCGGCAAAGAAGCCCGAAUUCAAGACAACGACACCCUCUUCUUCUUCAACUAUCGCUCCGACCGCGUCCGCGAAAUCACCCAACUCCUCGGCGACAUCGACCGCUCGCCCAAACCCGACUUUCCUUACCCAAAGAACAUCAGCAUAACAACAAUGACCCAAUAUAAGACCGACUUCCCCUUCCCCAUCGCCUUCCGCCCCCAACACAUGGGUAAUGUCCUCGCCGAAUACCUUGGCUCCAAAUCUAUCAAACAAUGCCAUGUUGCCGAAACCGAGAAAUACGCCCACGUCACCUUCUUCUUCAACGGCGGCGUCGAGAAACAAUUCCCAGGAGAAGACCGAGACAUGGUGCCCUCGCCCAAAGUAGCCACCUACGACAAAGAUCCAAAAAUGAGUGCCGCGGGUGUCGCCGACCAACUCUGCACCCGCAUCAAAGAAGGCAAGUACGAAUUCCUCAUGAACAAUUUCGCCCCACCGGACAUGGUCGGGCACACCGGUGUCUACGAAGCCGCGAUCAAAGGUGUCGAAGCUACCGAUGCGGCCAUCGGCCAAGUCUACGAGUGUUGCAAGAAGGAGGGGUAUGUGUUGUUUAUUACGGCAGAUCAUGGCAAUGCCGAGGAGAUGAAGACAGGAGAGGGCAAACCGAAGACGAGCCACACCACCAACAAGGUGCCGUUCAUUAUGGCGAAUGCGCCGGAGGGGUGGAGCUUGAAGAAGACGGAGGGCGUGUUGGGAGAUGUGGCGCCGACGCUGUUGGAAGUGAUGGGAUUGGAGAAGCCGGAGGAGAUGGGAGGAAGUAGUUUGCUUGUUAAGUGA
This is a messenger RNA of Letharia columbiana, 1569 nucleotides long. RefSeq lists its product as uncharacterized. The transcript has 2 exons. Gene Ontology annotation, cellular component: cytoplasm. The coding region runs from base 1 to 1569 and encodes 522 amino acids. Gene Ontology annotation, biological process: glucose catabolic process. Gene Ontology annotation, molecular function: manganese ion binding. The record is from RefSeq and is a predicted model, not a curated record. Lineage: Eukaryota; Fungi; Ascomycota; Lecanoromycetes; Lecanorales; Parmeliaceae.